Molecule: messenger RNA, 1542 nt
Organism: Dalotia coriaria
Lineage: Eukaryota; Metazoa; Arthropoda; Insecta; Coleoptera; Staphylinidae
Product: CLIP domain-containing serine protease B9-like
Exons: 5
Coding region: 100-1107 (335 amino acids)
Biological process (GO): proteolysis
Molecular function (GO): serine-type endopeptidase activity
Source: RefSeq, a predicted model, not a curated record
CCGACAUUGUCGAAGGCGGCGGCGGCAAAGAUUGUGCGGUGUGCGCGUGCAUUAGGGACGCGAUUGUUUCGGGAUUUGUUUAAUCGGCCGCACGCGACUAUGGCGCAGCUCCCGAGACCUAAGAAGCAGCGUUCCGGAGGUGGUGGAGGCGGCGUAAAGUUUAAGUGCAAAGUUGCUGCUUUGUGCGCCGCGUGCGUGAUGUUUGGGCAACUCAUCGACAGCCGGAAAACUUCGGACUUUCAGCGCGUCGAUAAUAAUGAACAAAAAGUUUGUGGUAUUCUGCAUUCAAAUCCACUAUUCAACAGUCCAAAGUUAUCAGAAAUUGAAGAAUUUCCAUGGGUGGUGGCAAUCAACUACCGCCAAAAUGGCGGCAAGAAAAAAAAAGUUGAUUCUUUUCGUUGUCUUGGAUCUCUUAUAACCGACAUGCAUAUUUUGACAUCUGCUUCAUGUGUUGAUGUGGAUUGGUGGUUAUUAUCUAUCGAUUCCGUACGCGUCGGCAAGUACAACAUUCAAGAUACGGGCCUGGAGUGCGUCAACAAUCUCAGCGGCGGCGAGUGCACCGCCUCCUCACUCAAUGUUCCCGUCGAGGAAAUUAUUAUAUUUGACACCUAUGACCCGAUAACACUCAUGGAUAAUGUUGCGAUUAUCAAGCUCAAUCAAAGUGUCACUUAUACAGAUUAUGUACGACCAAUUUGUUGGAAAGGCUUGAAACAAUCACAUGAGACUUACAGUAACCUAAAAUACAACUACACUUAUUGGACAAGUGGAUUUUCAAUGGAAGAUAAUUUUGUUAUCAUUAAAAAACCUGAUCGUUGGGAAAUUGCCGAUGAAGAAUGUGAUACACGCCUGGCGCAUUAUUUCGAAAUUGAAGAAUACAACAUAACCUCACAUACAAUGUGUACAAGAGAUGCACCAACCACAAAAUCAAAAUGCAUCAUGGAUACCGGAAGUCCACUAUUUUACCGCAGCUCCAGUAACGGUCGUUGGUUUCAACGUGGAAUUUCGUCAUUCAACACAAAUUGCAGUGAAAAUAAUGCUGUUACAAAUUAUGCACGAUUAGAAGAUUAUGAAGAUUGGAUAGAUGAUACUGUCACCAGACUAACAUAACCUAUAUUAUAAUCUAUUUUUUUUUGUUGUUGUUGAAAAGCACAUGCGCAAGUUUUUUAUUGUUUGGUAUUAAGAAUAGCAUAUUCUGUUAAGAACAUUGUCGUUAAGGGGUGUUGAGGUUUGAGAGGGCGGCAGGCCUUGUUUAGUGCGGCGGCCAUUACGCCCGAAAGCGCGCAGAAUAUUACACUACAAAUUAGUGGGUGCCUCGUCGGCCUCACUCGUUAGCGGGCACGUACGCGCACUAUUCACAGAUAAAGUCAUAUUACCGGGGGCGGCAAUGCCGCCUCAGUGAUAUCACGCGUUUAUGUAUCCUUGCAAGGAUAAUGUUUAUUGUUACUGAGCUAUAUGGAAGCGACAAGGUACAACGUCAAGUUUUAAAAUGUCAAAGCAAUUUUGUAUUAUUUUUACUUCCGGUUUGUUAAAAUUUAUAUCACA